ACGGAAGGUGGCUCUGGAGCGGGUCAACCAAAUUUUACAACAGGAGGAUCCACCUCCUCAACUUCGGUUGCUGUCGCAGCGGCUGCCUCAUCGCGUGUAGCUGUAGGCAGCACAACAACUACAACAACUAGUACGACUUCAGCGCAGACAACUCUGAAACCUUGCUUGCUUCGAGAUUUGAGCAACGUUUUCAAGGAAUUUGAAUCGGCAAAGCAACUGUCCAAAGGUUGCGUCACGCGACACUUGUCGAAGUGGAGCCAUGUAGUGGACGAGCGUGCUCGACAAGCGCUUUUAGACUGGGCGACGAAUUUUCGCAAGGCUGCUGGAUUCCUCGCGACCGUUCGAGAUUUGAGACGUCAUUUCGUUGCCUAUUUCGGUGUCAGAGACGUUCCGGGACGGAUGGUUGUGGAUGAGCUUCACCCCGAUCAUGGCAGCACUGUUAAUAUCGGCCAUCAUGGUGGAGCGGACGGGCACGGGACGACAGCGCAUGGGCAAGCAGGAGCAGAGGGAAGUAGUUCGCAGGAGCACUUGCGCCACGGAGGUGUCGCUGGAGGCGGUGGUCCAGCGGCUGCAGGCAGCUCAGAUCCAGCACACGGAAGCGGCCAAAACCAGGAUCCGAAUCUGACCUUGCCAGCCCUGCGCGUUUUUCAAGCCUUGGAUCAAUUAGAAGAGUUGUAUUCGCAGAUGAAGCAUCAAGAGCAGCAACAACGCAGUGGUGCCCGUCGGGGUGGAGGGCAACACCAGGCUAUGUACAGUGCUACUACUGCUAGUACUCGUGACCUGGUGCGUCUGGAUGUUUUCUCCCUCCCGCUGUCUGGCGCUGAAACGUACGAUGGUGUUGCCUUUAAAGUCGAUUUUGCCUGGAAGGAGCAUGAUGGCGCUGAUUACCACUACCAGCGUGGAGCUGCAGCGGCCGGCGCUGAUUCGCGGGAGCACUCAAGUGCGCCGCCAGGAGGGACGCAAACGUUGUGGGAUACGGUAGCAAUCGGUGGCCGAUUCGAUUCUAUGUUGCGCCGCGCUCUCCAGGUGGAGCAAGGAGUGGAUGUCUUCGAGGUGGAGAGUGACCCAACGGGCUGUCUCCUCAACAGCGUCAGCACAAGCCUCUCGUAUCCGUCGUUCUGCGGCAUUUCCUGGUCGUUAUCCAAGUUCGUCGAGAGCGCACGGCUUAGCGCUAUGGACGUGCUGGCCUCCCCUUUCGCUUUGAUCGGGUGCGUGUCCCCUACUUGGGGUGCUCCCGACUCCGUGCCUGGCCAGGCCCUCCGAGCAGAGCAGCUGAAGCUGGCGUCUUGCCUCUGGGCCGAGGGCAUUUCGGCCGAUGUUUACCCUGGGCAUGCGUCGAAAACGGAGGACAUUCUCGAAUGGGCACAGACGCGUGGCGUACAAGCGAUAUUGAUCAUGCGCGAAAACCAAGUUCUGGUGCCUGACACAGACCAGGAAGGGCCAGACCAGGUUUCAACAACGGAUCAUGGAUCCGGCACAGGAGAUCACGGUAGCUCAGGAGUUCAAGGACAUGGAUCGGCAGCAGGAGCGGGAGCAGGACCAGGUGGGUCGUCAACAUCGCUGGACAACAUCGCAGGAGGUUCAACAACUGGAGAUUCCGGAGACUUCUUUGGCGCGGUUACUGAGAAUCUAGAGGAUGCGCCGUCAGCAAGAUGGCUACGAGAGAUUCUACGACGACAUGUCGCCAGCGAUUACAAGAUCACGCUUCGUUUCGCCAGUUCAACGCAACGCGACCAGCAAUUCCUCCGGAGUGAAGUUGUCAAAUACCUGCAGACGCACCAAGCACGGUCUAACAAAACUAGUGCAUGGUAGCGACCCGAGGAGACGCCGCAUGCAUCAUUUUAAUGCUAUGGUUGCCAUAUACAUCUUCUAAUGGAUGCUAUCCAGAAGUACAUGAAUCAUGACUAUAGAUACUAGAAGUAACACUCGCAAGGUCAAGUUGUUUUUGUUGCCAGCCACAAGUAACUAGAAAGAAGUACAACAAGAAUGAAAAGAAUGAAAAGACAUCAUCAAAUAUUUACAAAGUAGAACCGAUACGCGAUUCGUGACACUAUUAUCAACGCAACCAUACUUUGACAUUGACUUUCAUGAUACUACAUUAGCUGUUAAGCAGAUUUAAUAGGAGUUUGGCCUGAGCCUAAAAACGGGCAGAUGAUAGCACUUGAGAUUGUGCUCGUGCCGCAUGAGAAGAUUGUGAUCAGU
Amoebophrya sp. A25 is the source of this 2202-nucleotide messenger RNA. NCBI's taxonomy places the organism in Eukaryota, Dinophyceae, Syndiniales, Amoebophryaceae. The record is from the annotation of a GenBank genome assembly.